Protopterus annectens (West African lungfish) is the source of this 4944-nucleotide messenger RNA. RefSeq names its product cordon-bleu WH2 repeat protein like 1 (gene COBLL1). Gene Ontology annotation, molecular function: actin monomer binding. Lineage: Eukaryota; Metazoa; Chordata; Ceratodontiformes; Protopteridae. The transcript has 15 exons. Bases 252 to 4271 code for a protein of 1339 amino acids. The record is from RefSeq and is a predicted model, not a curated record.
CGUACUGGCCCCGCCGAGGCCACGGACUUCCUCAAAUGCGGCUACAAAGCCCUAUAAUGUGAAGGAGGCACAGUCGGUCAUUAAAUCUGUGGCCGCGGCAGCAUACUAGGGUAAGGGCUGCCCGAACUGCCCCAUGAGAGGGACGUAGCUAAGCCAUAAAGAAGGAGAUUGUUGUUGCAGCACUUGGAAGUUGUGAAAGGGAUUAGGGAGAAGAAGAAAAAUCGUGCAGCUGACCAGCUCAGCUCUCCAACAUGAGUCUGAGGAAAGUGAAAGGAAAAGCACCCCCCUUGCCUUCUGAAUUCAGGAAUGUAGAGUCCUCCUUAGGAACCAAGGCAGCCGAACCAACGAACAUCAUGGAGCCAAAUGAGAAUUCCACUGACAGGGAUAUUGACCUCAAGGUAGUUCUUCCUGGAGGAGUAGAGAAAUCAACAACUGUACCUGGGACGAAACCGGUUAUGGAUUUGUUAAUAUUACUUUGUGGAAAGUACCAUUUGAAUCCUUCAAGCUAUGCCAUAGAGCUGAUGUCUGCAGACAAGAACCAAGUCCGGUAUAAACCCAAUACCCUCAUUGGAACUCUGGAAGUAGGAACUGUAAUUUUAAAGCAAAAAAAUGUUGACGACAAAAACAAGAAGCCUACUCCUGUAGCCCCCGAGCAAACAAUACGACUAGUUAUCAAUUACAAGAAGUCACAGAAAACAGUAGUAAGGGUUAGUCCACGGGUACCUUUGCAAGAGCUGAUACCUGCCAUCUGUGAAAAGUGUGACUUUGACCCAAAAUACACUGUGUUGCUGAAAGACUACCAGUCACAGGAAGUUCUUGAUUUAACAAAACCUCUUAAUGACCUUGGCUUAAAGGAGAUCUAUGCAGCGGAUACACGCAGAGCGAGUUCACCUGCAGAGUCCAUGGAAUCCUUCUCCCAGCAAGAAUUGUUCCAAGGACCACACAAUGAUACUAUUCAACGGGACAAAGAUGGCAAAGGUUUAUUAGGCUUGUUCAGACGAAGCAAGAAGAAGCAGGACCAGACUGCAAGUGCGCCAGCAACUCCAUCACUGAAUCAGCAGCGACCUGGCAGCAUGGUGAAAUCAAGUGAGCAUCCGGUACUGUACGAGUCGAACACUUUGCCAGCUGAAAUGCCAAAGAAGAGAAGGGCUCCUUUGCCUCCCAUGGUUUCCUCCCAGAGUGUUCCGAAGGACCUAGGUCAUUCUAGAUCAGUUUCUUCGGUCAGUCAGUCCAGCAUUGUCAUGGCUGCUGAACAGAACUCCACUGGAGAUCGUUCUUUGCAGUCUAAUGGAACACCGUUUGUAUCCUCCAUAAAAAGGACAAAGCGUAAAGCUCCAUCCCCUCCCCCGCAACUUACUAAGGCACAGCAAGACCAGAGUACUCACAAUAGCACUGAAACAGAAUCAGUUGAAAUGAAACCCAGCCUUGAAGUAAAGACAGACUUAGUCACAGAUCUAGUGAAAGAAGGUGACACACCUACGGCAGCCUCAUCUACAACUAGUAACUCAAUGAACACAGAUGAAGAUCAGACUGUGUCUGCAGUAGGAACAGACCUGCACGCACCUUCCACUAAGUGCCUGGUAUCAACACACAGGGAACUGGAGCCUGUGAUAGAGCCUCCUGAUGAAGCUAGCAUUUCAGCUAGCACUGGUACACCAGAUACUUCUGAAAUAUCGCACGAGUCUGGAAUUGGACUGGAGUGUAGCCUUGAUGAAAUCAAUGAAAAGGAAGAGACGGGUACAUCAGACAAAGAGGACACUGAAAGUAGGCCUAGGAUCCAGCAAGAGGUUCUAAACCCCUCAUCGCCAGAUACUGGAAGAAACGAAUGUACAUCACAGUCCAGUCCUACAGAUGUGAUCAUUUGUGAAAAUGUAUCCAAAAAUGUAGAAAAGGAGCAACGUUUGGAACUGAGUACAGCUGACAAGGCUUUGUCUCAUGAUAUGGAUCAGAAAGUCAAUGGCAGUUUCACACAAGAAAAAGAUAGAAACCUGGAGAAUGCAAAUCUAAAUAAAAAAGUUGAUUGUGGAAGUAGCCCAUCUGCAGAUGUAGAAGAAGGUGAUCAGAUGAGAACUGCAUCUAACACUGGUGAAGCCAAUGGUGCACAAACUGAAAAAAGCACUGAUACAUCAAGUGAGAGUCCAAAUCAUCGGAAAAAAUGGGAUGUAAUUGUUACAAUGGUAGAGGUCAAAAAAGUUCCGGCAGUGGAAGAUUUAGUUGAAAAUAAGGAAAUCGUCACUGCUCCUAUAACUUCUGACAACAGUACAAGUAGUGUGCAGGAUCUUAAAGGUGCUUUACCUUCAAAGCCUGAAAGUAAAGGAAACGUGCAUUUUAAUGAUACUACCAACUUAGCUGAAACCAGUGAGGCACAGAAUGGGCAUGCUAAACUGCAUUCGGAUCCUCCGAAGCAAGAAACCUCUAUAUGUGACGCAUCUAGUAGUGAUGAAAGGACAUCGCCAGCACACACGAUAUCUGUAGCAGCUGAAGAUUCUAGAAAUGUCCAGUUACAUGCUUCCGCAAAACUUCCUCCACUGUAUAAGCAGGAGUGUGAGCCAAAACCCAAACCAUCCAAUGAGAUCACGCGAGACUACAUACCAAAGAUUGGAAUGACCACUUACAAAAUUGUGCCUCAGAAGUCCUUUGAUCAUGUAAAAGCACCCGACACAGAACACAUUAAUGAUGUUGCUAAAGCAAGUGAACCCACAGGUUUACAGCAGCCAGACAAUAUGGCAAGACAGGAAAUUGCACAGAAGCCCAAUGUAGCAAGAAUACCUACCUUACCUGAAAUGGCUAACCAGCCAUCACAGAGUAACAUAAACAAGGCAGCUGUUAUUAAUGGGGAUGGAGCUGCUUUCCAUAAUAAUUCAGGUGUUAGUGAUGGUACAAGCAAAUGUGUCUCUGAAAAAAAGGCAGGAAUGGCGACUUCAGCACUGCCAGUCAUCUGCCAACAAAAUGUUCCACCGCAAGAUGCAACAAAGUCUAAUGUGGAAGCGCCGGAUAAACACAAUGCAGCAAACAACAAAAUGAAACCUGGCUCUUUCUAUCUGCAGCUGAUGAAAAGAACCCCUGGGUAUUACGUAACAUCAGCUGCUGCAAAAAAUGCAGCGGGCCCCAUUUCACCGACCACUCCUCCCCCCGUAUCACCAAAAACAACAUCCACACCAUGUAGUCCUCCCCCUGUGUCACCAAAAACGUUUUCCACACCACGUAGUCCUCCCCCUGUGAUGCCAAAAAGCUUUUCCACAUCAUCCAUUCUGCCCUCUGCUAAUACUUCUGGACUUAACAGUUUACCACAUUCUACUAAUCCUCCUGCACCCAGCAGUCCACCUGCUACAAAUUUUCCUCCCAGUAGCCUUUCUUUGGUCAGCAGUGCGACUAGUGGUCCUCCUGGACCAGCCAGUCCUCCCCCUCCUUGUUCUGCUUUAGCCACUAAUCAUCUCUCUCCUCCUGUCAGUCCUCAUUUAGUUUCCAGCCCUUCUGCUUCAGCUCUACCCACUAAUCAUUUUUUGGCUACCGACCCUUCCUCCCUUCUUUCUUCUUCUUCCUCUGCCAGUGUUUCUUUAAGUGGCUCAGAUGGUACAGUAGCUGAGGUCCACACAGUAUCUUCUGUAAACAAGUCAAUUUUGCCAGCAGAAGAAAUAAUUCCUCCACCUCCUGAAUUUGCUGAAAGUAUUGAAACAAUCCCUGAAGAAGAAAAAUCAGAACAUUUUCAGACCUCUACAGAACCAUCCCAAACUUUGAGACUUUCCAGCAAGCAGCCUGAAUCGGUCAGUUUAAGAACUAGAACUCAUGUUACUCCAAGACCAUAUUCUUGCACUGGACAAUCAGCCUUUGCUCUUGCUGUGUCAUCUGCAGUUAAAAGAUCUCAGUCAUUUGAUAAAGGGUCAUCUGUUAAAAAUAACCUGCCCAAAGUACCGCCAAGUGCAGAUGUGCCUGUAAAUUCCACAGACAGUGCAUCAAACUUUGUUGAAAAUCCAGAUGAAAGUAGCAAACCAAACCAUACACAAAAGUAUGAAAUAAGUGAAAAUGGCAAACAGGCAGUUGGCAUACAACCUCCUCACCAAAUUCCUUCAUCUCGUCUCCCUCCUCUAAGCAGAAGUAGCAGUUUUCCAAAACCACAAAUUACUGACCCAGAGCAGAUUCGUCAGCAGUUGUGUGAUGCCAUUCGCUCUGGCAAAGCGGCUGCCAGACUGAAAAGAGUCCAUUUUGCCUCAGGUAUGUCCUUAAAUGGAAACACAUCAUUGAAUCCACCCCUAUCUUCACAACUACAGUAGAAGUUGAGAGUACUGUACCUACAACAAUUGCCAUCCCAACAGAGAAAGUUGACAAUGUGAAAGUUUAAAAGAGAUGAAACAAUGGCUUUAUUUUCACUCCCUUGUAUUUAUAAAACUGUCUGUAUGAUGCAAGUACUCAACAUAUUUUCCUAGAUGGCAUGAAUCCUGAUCUAAACAUGGAAGAAAAAUCGGUUCAAAGCAAUAUACAUGUGCACUAAGAAAGAACUUCAUUGUUUUUAGUAUAUUUUGUUUAUUAUACUUUUGUUUAAUUUGAAUAUUUUGACUUCUUAAUUGUAAAGUAUUUUCCUUUUCUGUAAGUUAAGGGUAUGACUUUGUCUCAAACCAAAGUGGACUAAAGGUCAGCGCUAAUGUUGCUAAGGACCUAAAAUAAUGAGGCUGAGACAAUUUAAAAAAAAAAAAAGAUUGUAGAAACCAAGCACUGAAACCGCACACACUGAUUAGAAGUGUGUAUGUAAUGUUUCAAUUUAUGUCGUACAGAAGCAUUUACAAAAUGCUGGAAAUAUGAGGCUUGUUAAUAUAUAAUGUGAAGACUACUUGGUUUGUGUAAUUUAUCUUAAUUUACAUUUAUUAUAUAGCUGAUGAAAAUUUAUGCAAUGAAAAAUACUUUUAAUUCACAUUAUAAAAAAUUAAAAUUGUGAUUUGUUUAUAUUAA